AUGGAGCCAAUCUUUGCGACAAAGGGAAAACUCACACAGUUGAGGUACGAGCUUCCACAUCGCAUUCAUAACUCGACGGUAUAUCCAAUCAAGGCGCCCAAUGGCUCGACAGUCGUACUAUAUGGACACGAGACGGGCGUGGGCAUCUUGUGGAGAGGUGGGCGACAGCUGAAGAAGACUGCGCCGCCGCGGAAACAACCAGCAAAGCCUGCCAAGGUGAACGGAACACACGAUGAUACUAUCAUGAUCAUCGAUUCGGACGACGAUGAACCUGCGAAAGCUGCCGCCCAACCGCCGCCCCAAGCCGAGUUCGAAGACGAGGAAGAGGAGCUCGACCCAGACCAGCCAUACGCGUCCGUCGUCCAGCACGUCACUCUGCCUCUUGGUACCCAAGUCCUGCACAUCGCCGUGCCCCAAAUACCCGUUCCCUCCACGCUGCGGCCUGCAGAUACAAUACCCCCCGUAUUCAGCAAGAGCAUUGUUAUCACCGUCGCAGGCGUAGACUCAACAGUACGCGUUAUCACAUUGCCUCUCAGUCCUCCUCCGCAUGCUGCCAAGGAGAAGCCACUCAGCGCAAAGUCUCAGUUUGGCGAAGAGAUUGUCAAGAUCCAAGGCCAUCAAAGCAUACCCAGAGGUGUCACCAUGACUUGGACUGCCAAGGGGGAAACUGCCACAAACGAUGCGUCGGAAGAGGACAUGGACGUUGAUGACGACGAUGCGACACCCGGUCGACCAAAUCGCAGGCAACUAAACCGUUCGCGCUCACAGGCACAGAGCAGUGAAGGCUUCGAUCUACUAGUUGCGUCCCACUCCGCCGAGCUGGGUGGUCUGCUAAAGAUCUUUCGCUUCGAGCUGUCCGAGACUGGACUGAAAGUGUCCCUCCCAGUUACGCCCUACAAGAUGCUUACUUUGCGCAAACCCGCCUCUCGUAUCGCCUUCAACCCUGCCCAAUACCCCAAGCGCAGACACUCCCAGCUACUUGUCACAGAUUCGGUGGGCACAGCACGAAUUUACGAUCCAUUUGCCUCACCAAGUCGCAAGCGGCCAACGAGCGGUCGCGCCAAUGAAACCGGUGCCUUUAUCCGUACCUUCAGGGCAUCGUUCGAGGGUGUCAAGAACGUCAAUCUCAUGCCACCUGUUCUCGCCUCGCGGAAAUCCAUCAUCGAUGCAGCUUGGGCGUCUGAUGGCAAAUACAUUGUGGCUCUACUAGCCGAUGGUGAAUGGGGUGUCUGGGACGUCGAUCGCUCGGGCCCAAGUCCGCCUGUGGAUCCCUCAGCAUUUUCUCUAAGGGGAUACGUAGGAACAUCGGAGAAGGAAGGAAGCAGUAGCAGCGGCGGGCCGUCCAGUCCGAAGCGUAACAGUCGCAAUUCUUUAGCCCCAAUGACGCCCAACACACGUCGGAGAAAAGAAGAGGCAUUGUUUCAGGGAAACCCAGCAAGUUCGGCAGCUGCCACACGCGGUGGUGUUUCGGUCGCUACGCUUUUGUCUGCCAACGGAGCUACGUCAGAAGAUUCGGUCAUUAUCUGGUACGGGUCAGAUGUGUAUAGGAUAGCAGAUCUGACCAAGUUCUGGGGCCGCACUGCGUCUGCUAGUAACGGAGGCUCAUUACCGGGUCCUGGCCUCCAAGUUCAAGACGUGGCAUUAUACGGAGAAGUCAUUACCUCUAUUUCACAGUUCGACACAACAACACAGGCGUCACGCAUGGCAGUUGCAAGAGAUGUGCUCAUCUCUGCGGAGCACCGCAUCAUCAUCACCGCCAACACUAGCCAGCCCUUGGGACGUGAUCUGAGCGCCAUGUUCACACGCGAGCGGAAUGAGGAAGAGGCCACGAGCAGAGUAGAUCAAGCUCUACUAACUCGUGGCGAACUCGACCUAGGCGGUAUGGAUAGGAUGCUAGAAAGCAUGGAUAGUAGUGGAACCAGCGGAGCCGUUUCAAAGGGCCUAACUAUGGGCGGACCCCGAAAAGUCCUCUUCGCUUCAUCUGCAGCUUAGACACGGCCUUGUGUCUCGACUUAGCAGAACUAACAAUAUGCAUAUCGGCAGAAUCACACGAGAUACCUAUCUGAACAAUACGACGGCGCUUUUUGCCCGGUAAGACUA
Messenger RNA from Pyrenophora tritici-repentis Pt-1C-BFP, 2100 nucleotides. RefSeq lists its product as uncharacterized. Gene Ontology annotation, molecular function: protein binding. The record is from RefSeq and is a predicted model, not a curated record. Lineage: Eukaryota; Fungi; Ascomycota; Dothideomycetes; Pleosporales; Pleosporaceae.